This is a messenger RNA of Girardinichthys multiradiatus, 3834 nucleotides long. It is a transcript of the gene loxl3b, whose product is annotated as lysyl oxidase-like 3b. Gene Ontology annotation, biological process: peptidyl-lysine oxidation. Gene Ontology annotation, cellular component: membrane. The record is from RefSeq and is a predicted model, not a curated record. Gene Ontology annotation, molecular function: copper ion binding; protein-lysine 6-oxidase activity. The transcript is spliced from 16 exons. Bases 248 to 2647 code for a protein of 799 amino acids. NCBI's taxonomy places the organism in Eukaryota, Metazoa, Chordata, Actinopteri, Cyprinodontiformes, Goodeidae.
AAAGCUGCACAGCUGGCAACUUAAGACAAGAGUCGCCACACGGAGCAACUGGUGGGACGCUGCCCUGCUGAUUGUACCCGUGAUUGAUGGAGGACAAGAGUUAAAACAGGUACUGAUUUAUUUAUCAAUCUUCUGUCGAAGGGGCCUCAGUCCAUGAAGUUCUGGAACAACAGAUUAAGCAACCAGCACCGCUCUCUCCACUGGAACCAUUACAACCUCCUUAAUACUGGCACCAUAAGCUGAAAUAAUGGAGAAGUUGAGGCACAGGCAGGAGUUAGUGGUCAGUCUUCUGUUUGGGUUGUGGCUUCCUCAUUGUUUAACCCAGACCACACCGCCAAGCAGAGCCAACUUGGCAUCUACUCCAUCUGGGUCACUUCAGGCUCAGCCCGAGCAGCUGAAGGUCAGACUGGGUGGGUACCCCCGAAAACACAAUGAGGGGCGGGUAGAGCUGUUCUACAAAGGAGAGUGGGGAACCAUCUGUGAUGACGACUUCUCAAUAGCCAACGCUAACGUCCUCUGUCGUCAGCUGGGCUUUGUCUCGGCCACUGGAUGGAUUCACAGCGCCAAAUACGGCAAAGGCCAAGGAAAAAUCUGGUUGGACAAUGUGCUGUGUAAUGGAGGUGAGAAGAGCAUAGGACUCUGCAAGUCUCGAGGAUGGGGAAACAGUGACUGCACUCAUGAUGAAGAUGCUGGAGUUGUUUGUAAAGAUGAGAGGAUUCCUGGUUUUGUAGACUCAAACAUUAUUGACGCCCAAGUUGAUGAGAAGAAAGUGGAGGAGGUGCGACUCCGUUCUGUCAUUGCCCCAGGCAGGAAGAAGUUGCCCAUCACUGAGGGUGUGGUGGAGGUGAAACACAAAGACGGCUGGGCACAGAUCUGUGACUUGGGAUGGACAAUCAAAAACACCCACGUAGUCUGUGGCAUGCUGGGAUUCCCGCAUGAAAGGAAGGUCAACAAGAACUUCUACAAACAUCUGAAAAAGCGAGCAGCUGAGAGGGUCUCCGGUCCAAAGGUUAAUGUUUCAGCUGGUGGAAGGCAACCAUCCAAAGCUAAAGCUAACUCUAGGUCUAAACAGAGCAACCGUGGCAAAAGGUUGUAUUUGGAGCGCCAAAAGAACUACUACCUCAUCCACUCUUUGGCGUGUACAGGCACAGAGGUCCAUCUGGCAGCCUGUCCGUUAGAGUUCAGCAAGCCAAACGCCACAUCCUCCUGUGCAGGCGGCAUGCCGGUUGUUGUGAGCUGUAUGCCCGGCCCCCUGUUUAUGCAAAACAGCGGUUUGAAAAAGAAAGUUAAAAUCUCGAGCAAUGUGAGGCUGAAAGGAGGCGCCAGGCUGGGAGAAGGCCGAGUUGAAGUGCUGAAGGACAAUGAGUGGGGGACAGUGUGUGAUGACCGCUGGAGCCUGCUGUCAGCCAGCGUUGUUUGCAGGGAGCUUGGUUUCGGCAGCGCAAAGGAAGCUCUUACUGGUGCCCGCUUGGGACAAGGAAUGGGUCCGAUCUAUUUGAACGAGGUGAAAUGUCUUGGAAAUGAGAAGUCGAUCUGGAACUGCCCAUUUAAAAACAUCACAUCAGAGGAUUGUCAGCACAUGGAAGAUGCCGCUGUUCGCUGCAACAUCCCUUACAUGGGCCUCGAGAACUCGAUCCGAAUCACAGGCGGACGAAGUCGCUAUGAGGGCCGCGUGGAGGUGCUGAGCUCUGACGUAGAUGGGACUGAGAGUUGGGGUCUGAUCUGUGGUGAGACCUGGACCACUAGGGAAGCCAUGGUGGCCUGCAGGCAGCUGGGUUUGGGCUACGCUAACCAGGGCCUGCAAGAAACCUGGUACUGGGACAGCAGCAAUGUUACAGAGAUGGUGAUGAGCGGCGUGAAGUGCACAGGAAACGAGAUGGCUCUGAGUCAGUGCCAGCAUCACAAAACCGUCAGCUGCCAGAAAGCGGCCGCUAAGUUUGCAGCAGGAGUCAUCUGCUCAGAGACGGCCUCUGACCUCGUUCUGAAUGCUCCUUUGGUCCAGCAGACAGUUUAUAUUGAGGAUCGUCCUCUGCACAUGCUCUACUGUGCUGCUGAGGAGGACUGCCUGUCUAAAUCUGCAGCAAAAGCAAACUGGCCAUACGGACACAGACGGCUGCUCCGCUUCUCAUCCGAGAUCCGCAACAUCGGGAGGGCUGACUUUAAGCCAAAAGCAGGGCGGCACUCGUGGGUGUGGCAUUCCUGUCAUGGCCACUAUCACAGCAUGGAUAUCUUCACCCACUAUGAUCUGCUGAAUGCUAAUGGCAGCAAAGUGGCAGAAGGCCACAAAGCCAGUUUCUGCUUGGAGGACACAGACUGUCAAGAAGGUAUUUCAAAACGAUACGAGUGUGCCAACUUUGGCGAUCAGGGCAUCACCGUCGGUUGCUGGGACUUGUACCGCCAUGACAUUGACUGCCAGUGGCUUGACAUCACAGACGUCAAACCCGGAAACUACAUCAUGCAGAUUGUGAUCAAUCCAAAUUAUGAAGUGGCAGAGAGCGACUUCACAAACAAUGCCAUGAGAUGCAACUGCAAAUAUGAUGGACAUAGGAUUUGGCUCCAUAACUGCCACAUUGGCGAUGCAUUCAGUGAGGAGGCAGAGAAGAGAUUUGAGAAAUACCCUGGACAGAUAAACAACAAGAUUUCCUAAUCAGGACUCAGUCUAGAUGGAAAAGUCGACAGUUUAGGAUGGAUGAAUAGAUAUAAACCUCCCUAGUUCAUACAGAAACUCACAAACACUUCAAGGUGCUUACAUGAAUCCCUACCACAUUAUUUCUUCAUAGUUGUCUUGUAAUUAUACUUGAAUAUUCAAGUGGUAAUGUUUAUGUCCUCUAGUUUAAUGUGAGUUUAUAUUUUUGUUUUUUACAAAUGUAGAUUUUAUAGUCUUACAGUCUAUGUUUGACAUGAUGUACAGCUUUCGAUUGAAUGUUUUAGCUGCAAAACCUGAAUGAAGCUUUAACGUUUGGUUUUUAAACAUGAUGUAACUAGAUUUAUUUUCUUUUAUUAUUUUAUGAUUCCAGCCAUGGACCUCAGUAAAGCCUUGAACCCAUAUUUAAAUUGUCUUCAGUAACCUGAACACAAUCAAAAGCCUCAGAACUGCAGUGACUUUGAAAAUGGUAUACAUCUUGUGUUUUUCACCCUUUGGCACGUUACAACAACAAACAGGGUUCCAGUAUAUUUUAUUGGGAUUUAAUGUAAUAGACCAACUGAUGUUAGUGGCAACUUGGUGGUGGCAACAUCAUGCUGUGGAGAUGCUGUACUCUAGCAGAGAUGAUACACUAUUCAGAGGGUGAGUUUGUGGUUGUAACAUGAUAAAACAUGGUUGUGCAAAAGGUAUAAAUAUUUUUCCAAGUCACGGUACUGGGGGCAGAGAACAAAUUUACCGAAAUGCAUCUUUAUGAGUGUCCUAGUGCUCUCAAACUGUGUAUAAUAGACAAAAAUACCUGUUUUCUUUUUCACUAGGCGUUAUGUCCUGAUUUGAUCAGGAUAGCUAGAAGCUUAAAUGUGAACAAACACCUUCGAAAAAUCUAUCUUCCAUCCCAAAUUUCUAUAUGCAAUUUUUGACUGCUUGAUUGGUUAGAACAAUUACAAUAUUUUCAGAAUGUAUUUAUUUCCAGUAUCAAGAUGCUCAUAAACAGUUUGUGUUUAUUGCCAAUUAUUUCAAAUCAAUAGACGUUUGAACCAGUUUGAAGUUCUAUGUCAUUUCAGCCUGGGAUUAUUCCAGUCUUUUAGUCAUUAACGUCCCUCUGCACUUGCAAAAAGAACCUGCCUUUACCUGAAGAUGUGUAUGUAUGCUAAUAUAACCACAUCGCUGCAUCAAAUAAAGCUAAAAUGAAA